Messenger RNA from Carassius gibelio (silver crucian carp), 1512 nucleotides. Its product is annotated as putative nuclease HARBI1. The coding region runs from base 218 to 1114 and encodes 298 amino acids. Lineage: Eukaryota; Metazoa; Chordata; Actinopteri; Cypriniformes; Cyprinidae. The transcript has a single exon. The record is from RefSeq and is a predicted model, not a curated record.
CCGGUUUCACAAAGCUAUUCAGACCGGUCUAUAGUGUUAGACAAGUCUAAAAUUUACUCAUAGACUAGUCUAAUGCAAGUUAGACUGUUUCACAAAGAUAAAGACUGACUUAAUUUAGACCAAAAAAAUUAGACACCUUACCCCCAGGCUAACUUAGGUCUAAGACUCUGUUACCUUGGCAACCAGCAGAAACAAACAGCCAAGAGAAAAGGGGAAAAUGGCUCAUAAUUUGUGGUUUGCUGACAACGUUAUGGAGAGAGCUAUGAGAAGGGAAAGGGUUUUUAGGGACCGCAGUAACCUACUGGAAAUGUAUAAUAAUGAGGACUUCAUCAGUCGGUUUCGUUUGCCCAAAGAAGUUAUACUGAGUCUGACAGAUGAAUUAGCUGAAGUACUGAGCCCUGCCACUUCAAGGAGCCACAGUAUCCCAGCAGUGCUACAGGUUUGCACUGCUUUGAGAUUUUAUGCUACAGGAAGUUUUCUGAAUACUGUUGGUGACACAGUGGGUCUCAGCAAAGCUUCUGUGUCACGGGUGGUAUACAGGGUAUCAAGGGCACUUUCAAAUAAGCUCCCUCAGUUCCCAAACCAAAUGGCUGAGCUGAACAAACUCAAAAGAGGGUUCUUCAGCAUAGCAAGAUUUCCCAAUGUUGUUGGAGCAAUUGAUGGGACACAUGUCAGAAUCCAGGCUCCACCUGCUCAUGAACAUUUGUUUGUCAAUAGAAAAGGAUAUCACAGCCUAAACAUUCAGGCUGUUUGUGAUUCUGAUCUCCUGUUCCUCAACUGUGUGGCCCGCUGGCCUGGAUCCCUUCAUGACUCUCGAAUUCUGCAAAAUUCUCAACUCUGUCUAGCAUUUGAGCAAGGCAUUAUCGAUGGGGUCCUGUUGGGGGACUCGGGCUACCCUCUAAAACCUUGGCUCCUUACUCCCUUCCUGAAUCCUACUACACUUGCACAGAGAAACUACAACACAGCACACUGUUCAACUCGUAACACUGUAGAGCGGGCAUUUGGUGUACUGAAGAGGCGUUUUCAUUGCCUACAUGGGGAAUUGCGAAUGGCACCUGACAGAGUGUGUAACAUCAUCUGUGCGACUGUAGUGCUGCAUAACAUAGCGAGGUAGGCCUACCUGAAAACAAAAUCCACAUUGCCAUCCAUUUUCAAUAGGCCUAAUUGAAUUACUAUUUACCACAUGCUUCAACUAUAAUCAAAAUUAUUUAUUUCAUUAAUCAUUAGGGAUCUCCGGCUACCUGAGCCUGAAGGUGAGGAUAUCAGAGAUGACAAUCUCAAUGAACUGGAGGAUAGAGAAGAUUUAGAGGAGCAGAAUGGAACUGGUCGAUAUGUGCGUCAGAUGUACGUUGACAGGAUUUUCAAUGUCUGAAACAUUGAAAAAAUCAUGUUGCCUGUCUUUACCUAUUAGGCUUAAAUGAGUAGCAAACAACUUAAUAAAUAUAAAAAUUUAUUUUUUAAGGUUUCUCAAGUGACAUACUGUUCAUUCAAUAAAUUAUUCUAUAAAUUACA